Molecule: messenger RNA, 711 nt
Organism: Phytomonas sp. Hart1
Lineage: Eukaryota; Euglenozoa; Kinetoplastea; Trypanosomatida; Trypanosomatidae
Source: the annotation of a GenBank genome assembly
AUGGCGACUUCGACGACGGGGGGCCCUUCUCCGGCGGUUCACGUUGCCAUUCCAUCGUGUCGGCCCGUUUUGGACUUUACCAAAGACGAACAAGACACCCUGACGCGAAUUAAACCCCCUCGACUUCUAUUCCAGCCCUCUUUUUCCUCGGUGGCCGCCCUCACCGCGGACCUUCUUCUCGCCGAGGCCUAUGAUGACCUGAUUACGGAGGGCACCGGGUGCUGUGAGUCGCUGUGGAACCUCUGCGAAUUAAGCCCCGCGCUGUCUUUUUUGGACCCCCCGGAGGAUUUGUACGAGGCGUGUUUUUCCUUCACUCGCCGGGCGCUUAUUUAUCCCCUGCAUCGUCAUCUGGGGUUGGUCCAGAGGGUCUUCGCGGUCGUGGGGACGCGAUUGCUGCUAGGCCGGGCCUACGUCCUACGCGCGCUCCUGCGCAUUCGCGACGUCCUUGCGCACGCCGAGCAUAAACAUGUCCUCAAUUUGAUAUUUCUGGACCCGUUGGUGGGGUAUUGGAUGAAUAUUGCCGGAGCGGAGGAUCGACUCACCGGGGUUGCCUUGGAAAUGCAUGCGCAUGCGGUCCGGACGGAGCCAUUGGAGGUUAAUAGACAUUCUUCCUCCAAUCAUGGGGGAGGCUCCCUGUUAAGUGGCUUGCUCCAGGACGAAAAAAAAGUACUCUAUCCGCUCACGUUGCUCAAUCUUAGACUUCCUUUAUAA